Messenger RNA from Scylla paramamosain (green mud crab), 837 nucleotides. Its product is annotated as protein PET117 homolog, mitochondrial-like. The record is from RefSeq and is a predicted model, not a curated record. The transcript has 4 exons. Gene Ontology annotation, biological process: mitochondrial respiratory chain complex IV assembly. The coding region runs from base 16 to 483 and encodes 155 amino acids. Gene Ontology annotation, cellular component: mitochondrion. NCBI's taxonomy places the organism in Eukaryota, Metazoa, Arthropoda, Malacostraca, Decapoda, Portunidae.
UAUUGCAGUCCUGUUAUGAAGGCAGAACUUACCAAAACAAUUACGCAACAAGAGAAGGGCCCUGUGUGUUACCUGCCUGCCGUCCUCUGCUGCCGCUCGCCUGCUGUAGUGGCUGAAGGUGGGAAGACAGCUCAGGAGGUUGUCAUCUUGUGGUGUAAGGCAGGAGUCACCUCACAGAAGAAAGGAAGACGUUCAUGCUCCAGUGUGGUGAGCAGCGCGGCUGAGAUCACCAUGUCCCUGGCCUCCAAGGUGACCCUGGGCGCUGCGUGUUGUGUCACCGCAGCCAUCGUGGGCUACGUGCAUCUCAAGCAGAGCAUCGACAGAGAGAAGCUGCAUGAGGGAGUGAUCCGGGACGUGGAGAGGCAGCAGCGGCGCAAGGCAGAGAAUGUAUAUUUGUUGCAGCAACAGUCUGACCUCACCAAGCAGCUGAGGCAGGAGCAGCAGCAGAGGGAGGCAGCACAGCAGGCUGCCACCCCCACCUAGCACUGAGGUAGAGAUGACAUGCAGUAAAGGUGGGAACAAGCCUUAAGAUGAGGACAUCAAUCCUUCAGUCUCCUGGAAGUGUGAUGCAACUCAAGUGUGACAGCAGUUUAAAAGGGCAAGUCUCAAACAGACAAUUCACCAAACUGCACAGACUCACGAGGCUCAGCUCUGUUACAAGACUGGCAAUAUUAAAGGAAGUGAAACAAGCCACUGGAAGAGAUUGUGCUGAAAUAUCUAAUUUAAUUAUUUCCAAUGUUUGUAAUAGUGGUGGUCUGCACUGUCAGCAGUGCCUGGAGCAGAGUGCCUGUCACCUCAGACAUUUGUGAUAUAUUGCAAUAAUAAACAUUGUGUGUG